Molecule: messenger RNA, 5568 nt
Organism: Rhincodon typus (whale shark)
Lineage: Eukaryota; Metazoa; Chordata; Chondrichthyes; Orectolobiformes; Rhincodontidae
Product: choline transporter-like protein 1
Exons: 16
Coding region: 127-2064 (645 amino acids)
Biological process (GO): transmembrane transport
Cellular component (GO): membrane
Molecular function (GO): transmembrane transporter activity
Source: RefSeq, a predicted model, not a curated record
CUUUGACUGUAACACGCUCCCUUCUAGGUUGUGGUUAGGGUGUAGUUGGAUGUCUCGUCAUUACGAGUUUGAAUAUCUAGCUGCGAUUUACUAGGUUUGGGACAUUGGAAUUGAUGUUCGCUGGUGAUGGGUUGUUGUGGUGGUGAAGAGGACUCUACAAGACAAUGGAAGCCACUCGAGCAACGCAGCUGCACAGAUGUCCUGUGGCUGCUAAUACUUAUUCUAUUCUGCAUUGGCAUGGUUGUUAUUUGUGGCUUUGCAAUAGCUUCUGGAGCAGCCCAGAGGUUGAUAUUUGGAUAUGAUAGUUUUGGAAACAUUUGCGGCCAAAAGAACGCCAAAGUGGAAGGACAAGAAUGGAGUGGUCUUGACCACACAAAUAAUAAGUAUGUUUUUUUCUUGGAUCCCUGUAACUUGGAUAUUAUACAUUUCAAAAUCAAGUCCAUGGCUCUGUGUGUGUCUAAAUGUCCAGAUGUGGACCUACGCACACUCGAAGAUGUUAAAAGAUUUGCAGUUGAAAAUGGGUCUAGGCUAUGCGCAUAUGAGUUGGAACCAUCAAAAUACACAUCAGGAAGAUCAAUUUUGUGUCCUAAACUUCCUGUUAAAUCAAGUAAACCUAUACCAUUCUUCCAUCGUUGUGCCCCAGAUGUAGAUGUCUGCUCUGUCAACUUUAUUAAGGCCCUGACCACCUUCGUCAGUGACAAUAGUGUCUUGCAGAGAGUGGUUACUGGAGUAAUGACCAGCAAAGAAAUUAUAGUGGGACUUUGCUUUUUAUCUCUAGUUUUGUCGAUGUUGUUAAUGGUUAUAAUUCGAUACAUCUCCCGAGUACUUGUUUGGAUCCUUGCAAUUCUCACUGUCCUGGGUUCAAUUGGUGGAACCGCUGUCCUUUGGUGGUUGUACGCUGAUCAAAAGAAGGCAGCCAGAGAAAAAUCACUUGAAGAUGAGAAGGUGGCAGAAGACAAUAGCAAGGCUCUUCUGGUGUAUGCCAUUAUUGCAACAGUAGUUACAGUCAUUUUAUUGUUACUAAUGCUAAUAAUGAGGAAACGAGUGGCUCUUACAAUUGCCUUAUUCCACGUGGCAGGGAAAGUGUUCGUUCACAUUCCACUUCUAGUUUUUCAGCCGCUCUGGACUUUCCUGGCAUUGGCAUUAUUCUGGGUCUAUUGGGUCACAGUCCUACUUUUAUUGGGCACUGCAGGAUCUCCUGAGAAAAACGCUCAAGGCUAUAUAGAAUUUAAAGUGUCUGGUCCUUUACAGUAUACAUGGAUUUAUCAUCUGGUUGGUCUAAUCUGGAUCAGUGAGUUCAUACUGGCCUGUCAACAGAUGACCGUGGCUGGAGCCGUCGUGACCUAUUAUUUUACACGGGACAAGAGUAACUUGCCAGCAACUCCAAUUCUUUCAUCUAUAUGUCGACUGAUUAAAUACCAUCUAGGAACAGUAGCCAAAGGCUCCUUCAUCAUCACUUUAGUAAAGAUUCCACGACUGAUCCUCAUGUAUAUACAUAAUCAACUCAAAGGCAAGGAAAAUGCUGUUGCAAAAUGCAUGCUGAAAGCUUGCAUGUGCUGCCUCUGGUGUUUGGAAAAGUGCCUGCUGUAUCUGAAUAGGAAUGCAUACGUAGCGACAGCCAUAAACAGCACCAGCUUCUGCACGUCUGCCAGGGAUGCCUUGCUGAUCUUGGUGGAGAAUGCUUUGAAAGUGGCUGCUAUAAACACAGUUGGUGAUUUUGUGCUGUUUCUAGGAAAGGUGCUUAUAGUGUUAAUCACAGGUUUUAUUGGGAUUGUGCUGCUCAAUCACCAGCGAGAUUACACUGUGUGGGUGCUACCACUCAUCAUUAUUUGCCUAUUUGCCUUCUUUGUGUCACACUGCUUCUUGUCCACGUAUGAGAUGGUGGUGGAUGUUCUUUUCCUCUGCUUUGCUGUUGACUCCAAACAAAAUGAUGGGACCCCUGGACGCGAGUAUUACAUGGAUAAAAGCUUAAUGGAAUUCAUGGAUGACAGCAGGAAAGCAAUGCGUUCAGGUGGUCGUGGGGCAGAGAUGAAAUCAAUGACCUCUGGAAAUGACAACGCUUGAUUAUGGCAAUUCGCUGGAACACAGCGGGUAAAACAACACAGGGCUUUACGAAUUGCAUUUUUGUGUGAAUCCCUAAUAGCCUCUAAGGGUUAGGUCACAAAUAUGCUUUUUUAAAAAAAAAAAUUAAAAACUUGCUUGUAAGUUUUUUUUUAUUUCUAACAGAAAUAUUACCAAUUUGAAGAAAUAUGGAACCUGUUGAAAGCAGGUUUGGUUUCAGUUGCCUAGCCUAAAAAUAAUCCUGUAACUAGAUAAUGCUGUACUAUCUAAUCUCUUAUGGAUGUAUCUUUUGCAACACUAUAGACACUAUAUAUUCUGCUUUGUAGGUAUGGUAAACAUGUGCUUGUAUUCUUUAUAUGCAUUUCUUCAAGAAUAUUUUUUAAAACAGCAGCACGGCAGUACUGAUUAUUAUGAAUGCAUAAUAAUACUGUAAAUAAUGUCUCUUAUUGCUGUGCAGCACUCCUGUCCUGUUGCUACAUUCCUAAUGGAAUCACUGUACUAAAAGCUCAGGAUAAAAAUGCCGUCCUUUUCAGGUAUUUGUCUUGUCAGGCAAGCUAACAGAACUGUAGGACAAUUUAAAGUGGGCAGGUGACUUAAUGCAAAACAAGAGUCAAAGUGACAGGUGGAUAAACUUUGUUUGAAUGGGGUGAAAGAUGGCAAUCAUUUUCCAAUGUGCAACUUAUAAAAACCAUCUCUUGGUUCCCUAAUCAGGGUUCUUCCAGCAUGUAUUGUCAACUAGCAAGUUCUGGAAGUUCCUUAUUUAGCCUCAGUUACAUGAGCUGACCAGAGUCAUGGUAGUGGAUGGGCAUCAGGUUUACUCUUGUUGCCUCUGAAUUGGAGAAGUGAAAGUUGCCCAGCCUUUUGACACUUGGUUGCUGUCAAGAUUCCCAUUAGAAGUGCGUUAUAGGGAUGUUGACUAAGUUUAGGGAUGAUAUGAUGCUUCUUAUCCCAGUACAGGUGCUGAUGCUCAUAAGUUACUAAAUGAACAACGUAUUUUAGCUGGGUGUAGUGCAGAGGGAGUUGUCUGCCUGAGGAACAUUGGGGAAGAAGAAAAUUGGUAGAGAAAAGCGAAGAGAAAUUUUAAUUAUAAGGUCUGGGACCAUCAUCGUUGGAGGAAUCCCUUUUUGCUAUUUUUAAGUAGACUUUAUACAUCAUGGCAUAGGCCAAGGUCACCUGCGGCUAUUGGGUUUGGGGCAAUUUAUUUGGCCAAGUUGCUUGUGGAUGAUGACCAUGUUUACCAACGUAGAUGAACUGGCCGACCAGUAAGUGGAUAUUGCCAUUAGAUGCCAUUUACUAUCUCACAUUCUAUGAAGUGUUUUGCUAUUUUAUUUAGAUAGUCAUUCAGUAAAAUAUUCUGAAAUCUUUGAUAAACCCUACUCUCACUAAUUUUAACUGUGCAGGACUUCCAGGUCUUUGUGUUUCUCUUGCAUUUUCAGGGUUACUUUUUCUGCAACCUGUGGCAGUGGAGCUAACCAGGAGUUCCAUUUUACCAUUGGUUAAAUCUGAGCAAUGAGUUUGGACAGAGGCAGUUCUCCCUCUUCCCCGAGCUUUGAGUAAAGGAAGUGGCCUCUUUGCUACACAAUUGGCAGGAGGUGGAUACCUUUGACUGCUUUCUUGAUGGCUUUGUCAGCAUGCUUUGUGACACUCCCACUGAUUUUGGGUAAUGGGGAUUCUGUGGGACCAUAUGGAUCUUCAGAUUUUAUGUCCUCUGUGUUGGCUUUAAUUCCAGCCAUUUCAUAAUUGUUGAUCCAUUCCUCAGUUUUUCUCUCCAUCUUGCUCUCCUAAGUGUCAGAUGUUACUUGUGCCAGCGUUGCCAGUUUUACUUAAGGAUUAGAGAGCUAUAGUCAAAUGAUAUGGUAAAGCUGCUACUAUAGAUGAAUUAGGAACUAAGUGAAUUUAAGGGCAUAAUAGUUGAUCUUGCUAGUUCCUCAUAAUUUUAGUUAAUGUUUCAAAUCUGCAAAUUGGCUCCUGGUAAAUGAAAUAAAAUAUAAAGUAAAUUGUAAGGGUCCACAUACAAACAUGGGCAUUAGAAAACCAAUAAUUAUUACUUUCUGGUGUAACAAGGCUUUGAUUAGUUGUUGAUUUCACUCUUAAUAAGCCAAGAAUGGAAAAUCAGGUCCCUUUUAAAAGGUAGACAUUCGUGUCUUGCUGUAAAUGUUCUGCUGCUUUCCAUAAUCAUGUUCCUUUUAGUCACAUUGUUGAAUGUGGGAGUCAUUCAGUGAUUGGCAAAGUUAUUGAAAUCUUUCAGAAAUAAAAUACAAAACAUGCAAACCCAAGACUUAGAAACAGGAGUAGACCGUUUCGCCCUUUGAGCCUGCUUUGCAUUCAAAAAAAUCAUGGUGGAUCUCAUCAUGAUCUCACCUUCACCCUUCUGCCUGCCUUCCUUAAUCCUCAACUCUUACGUCAAUCACAAAUCCAUCUAACUUUGCGUUAAAUAAAUUUAGUGAAAAAUAAUCUACUUUCUCGAGAACAGAAGUCUGCAGACUAACAAACCUAAGAGAAAAAUUAAAUUCUCCUCAUCUGAGUCUUAAAAGAGAGAUCUCUUGUUAGUUAUCUGUGGCCCCUGGUUCAAAUCUCUGCCACGAGAGAAACAUCUUCAUGUUAACCUCCUUGAGAAGUCCCUCAGGACCUUAUAUAUUUCAGUAAGAUCACCUUUCAUUCUUCUAAACUCCGGUCAAUAUAUAUUAAACAUAUUCAAGCUUUCAUUAUAAGAUAAUCUCUUCAUCCCGAGAAUGAGAGAAGUGAACCAUUUUUAGCUUCUUUUAGUAUAAUUCUUCUUUUUCAAAAAAGACCAAAACUGUACACAGUACACCAGAUAUGGUUUUCUUAAGAGCCUCUAUAAUAAAAGACACUGUAAAAUUUGAAUUAUCUGUUUGUGAAGUCAGGUGUGUACAGUCUUUCUUAGGCCAUAGCCCCAUGACGCAAUCAGAAUUUCUUCAACUUUGUAACUUUCAGAUUUUAAAGGGCCAAAACUGAGUUUCAUUACAAGUUUCCAGUUGAAGCUUUUUCUUAAAAUAAAAGUUGCACACAUGGAGAAUUCCCAGUUUACAUUGGUGAUUUACCAAUUCAAAUAACUACACCAGUGGAAAGGCUAAGUUUUGGAUGAGGACUAACCUGCAGCUACAGCCAAUGAAGCAUUUUAUACUCUUCUUAGUUACCCAGUCCACUUUUGCUAUCUUUUCCCAUUUUAAAUGCAGUAACUUGCCAUGUAACAGUUGAAGUCUUCGAUGUGUAAAACCAUCUAGAACAUGCUAUUGAACCAAAUAGUUGGAAAUUGCUCAGGGUGAAAGAUCUGUUCAAUGUCCCAGUGGUAAAUUCUAUAAACAGAAUUCAUGUGUGUUGUGUACAAGUUGUUUCUCCCAUUGGCUGGAAAGCUGUCUUGUAUAAUGAAGCAUUUACUUGCCCUCCACUUACUUUACUUGGAGCUUUAACACCAUGCAGUACAAUUUAUGUAUCACUUUAUAAUAUUUGUAUAUUAAAUUUUUUUUAAUAAAAAGCAGUUUGUAU